Molecule: messenger RNA, 2021 nt
Organism: Anopheles stephensi (Asian malaria mosquito)
Lineage: Eukaryota; Metazoa; Arthropoda; Insecta; Diptera; Culicidae
Product: peroxidase-like
Exons: 4
Coding region: 162-1955 (597 amino acids)
Biological process (GO): response to oxidative stress
Molecular function (GO): peroxidase activity; heme binding
Source: RefSeq, a predicted model, not a curated record
CUUUAGUGACAGUCGUCGGUUCCGUCGGGCGCCUCACGCAAUGGUUUUAUUUUUUGCAAGCUCGCGGCGGCCCAGUAUAAAUGAGCCGGGCGUGAAGUGUAACGAAUUCAGUAACCGAUUCCUGGUUUUCUGGCUGUCAAGAAGUUGCGCCAGCUAUCAGGAUGAAAUCUAUCGUCGGUUCACUGCUGCUUUGCGUGACUCUGGUGGCCAGUAGCGCCCGCUCACAAACGGUUUGUCCCGAAACACCCGUCUGCAACGAGCAACAGACGCACCAGCUCGAUGGUUCCUGCAACAACCUGCUCAAUCCUGGCUGGGGAACAGCAAACCGUCCGUACGCACGCUUCGUACCGGCCAACUAUGCGGACGGCAUCUGGGAACCGGGUCAUACCAGAUCCGGAAACCCGUUACCGAACGCUCGGCAGCUAUCGUUGAAUCUUUUCGGUGAAACAGAAACGGAGCAUCCGAGAAACACUCUUGUCAGUAUGCAGUUCGGCCAGUUUGUUGCACACGAUCUGAGCUUUACAGCCGAUGCGGGUGGCAUUCAGUGCUGUGCUGACGGGAGACGGGUCCCGAGAGAACUUUCCUCCUCCAGAUGUUUACCGAUUGAGGUGGCAAAGGAUGAUCCCGUUCUGGGAAUGGAAGGCAUCGAAUGUAUAAACUUGGUACGCACGAAAACCACGCUGGAAGAUGCUUGUUCGUCGCAGGAAGGUGAAGUAGCUGAGCAACUGUCCUCAGUUACCGCUUUCCUCGAUUUAUCGGUCGUUUAUGGGAACUCACAGGAGCAGUGCAACAGCUUGCGUACCUUUGAAAAGGGACUGUUGGAAAUUGAGCAUCGAAAUGGGAAGCAGUGGCUUCCACCGCAUCCCAACCGGACGGCAACUUGCAGCGUUAAGGAUGAGUCCGAAUCGUGUUAUCUCACCGGAGAUGUUCGCUCCAAUCAAAGUCCACAUCUAACGUUAAUACAUCAGGCGUUUGUGCUGGAGCAUAAUCGAUUGGCCAGGGAGUUGGCAGAGCUGAACGCCAACUGGGACGAUAGUGUGCUGUUCGAGCAGGCACGCAAGAUCAACAUAGCGCAGUAUCAACGAAUCGUGUACUAUGAAUGGUUGCCAAUAUAUUUGGGACGGCAAAACAUGCUGGAGACCGGUGUACUCCCAGUGCUGGAUGUGAGAAGCUUCGCACGAGAUUAUAAUCACACCGUGGAACCUGCUGUGGACAAUGCGUUCGCAACGGCAGCAUUCCGAUUCUUCCACAAUUUAAUUGCGGGUCACUUGGACCUGGUAGCCGAAAGUCAACAACCUACGGGAUCAAUUCGACUCUCCGAUUGGUUUAACAAGCCGUCGGUGCUGGAGAUGAACGAUAACUACGAAUCACUUUCGCGAGGCAUGCUCUAUCAGCCGCACGACUGUCCGAACAAUCAGCUCACACCGGAGGUUAAGCACUACCUGUUCCGGCACGGUGGCCGGGUUGGGGUGGACCUGAAAGCAAUCGACAUUCAACGUGCGCGAGAUCAUGGACUGGCCUCUUACAAUGAUUAUCGCGAGUUUUGUGGAUUGCCGCGAGUGACGAGUUGGGAGGAGUUGGAGGAUCUUCUAAGGCCUGAUUCGGCCCGGCUAUUGUCGCAACAGUACGAAUCGGUGGAUGAUGUGGAUUUGGCUGUGGGGGGAGCGCUGGAACGUCCGUACGGAGAUGGAAUGACAGGAGAAACGUUCAGCUGCAUCCUGCUGGAUCAGUUCCGGAGGACUCGGGUUAGUGAUCGGUUUUUCUUUGAAAAUGAUGGACAGUUUACCGCUCGGCAGCUUCUUGAAGUUCGGAAAGCGACCAUGGCUAGGGUGUUGUGUGACAACACUCAUGGACUAGGGGAGAUUCAAGAACAAGCGUUUUUCCUCGUCGGUGAGGAGAAUCCGGUGGUUUCGUGUGCGCAGCUUCCGGUGGUGAAUUUAAACCGAUGGCCUUGAAGUACAAUUUAAUGUGAAUUUCGCCUUAACGACCAUCUCCACUUAAUACAUUGUAAAGAGAAUGAA